UUGUUUAUCGUCUCGUUACCCAUGGAGAUACAGGGGGAGCAGAUGGCCGCAGGCUCUGCUGGCUCACUGCUGCUCGGGGAAGAGGGUGAAGAUGAAGGAGAACGGACCUCAGAGAAACUGAAGGCGCAGCUCUACCUCUCGCUGCAGUCUAAAGGCAUCCUCUCGCAACUGAAGAGUCAGUUGAGAUGUCGUCUGGUUCAGGAACUGAGAAGAGGGAGUGGCUCAGCCACGCCCCCUGUUCCCCUGGCACUCCAGGUUGCCAACGGUGUGGUUGCCGAGCACCUGAGGGGGUGUGGCUACCAGUACACCCUCUCCACUUUCCUCCCGGAGUCCAGCACCCACCUAGACAGACUGCUGUCCAGAGAAGACAUUCUCCACUAUCUUCACCUCCAGCCACCAGCACCGCUUCAUUCCCUCCUCACCGACGACACUGGCAGAGUGGGCGGAGCCACGUGUGACCACACCCACUCUAUUGGUGUGCAGACGGAGGAGAGGGUCGGAGGAAGAGGGGGUGUGGCUCUCACACUGGCCGAGAGGUUGAGAGCUUUGGACGAGGAGCACUUUGCUCAGUUGGCAGAAGAGGGAGGAGGGGAGGAGGGGGAGAGAGAGGAAUGGAGGAGAGAGUGCGAGGAAGAGUUGAGGAGGAGAUGGAGGGGGAAAUGGAGCAAUUCAGGGAGACAGAGUUGGCUAAAGUUAGGGAAGAAGAGAGAGUACGCUGCGAGGUCCAGCUGCGCAAUCUGCGGAUCGAGCAAGAGGAGAUCCACCACUAAGAAAAUGGAGUCUCUGCGCAGACUGGAGCUGGACACUCUGAACAGUCUGCGGGCCCGGCAGUUGGAGACCGAGGCGGCUCUGUACUCGAGAAGGCAGGAGCUAGAACUGCAGCUCCAGGGAAGGGGAUGA
Messenger RNA from Geodia barretti, 900 nucleotides. Lineage: Eukaryota; Metazoa; Porifera; Demospongiae; Tetractinellida; Geodiidae. The record is from the annotation of a GenBank genome assembly.